This is a messenger RNA of Diaporthe batatas, 1038 nucleotides long. RefSeq lists its product as uncharacterized. The record is from RefSeq and is a predicted model, not a curated record. Lineage: Eukaryota; Fungi; Ascomycota; Sordariomycetes; Diaporthales; Diaporthaceae. The coding region runs from base 102 to 863 and encodes 253 amino acids. The transcript has 3 exons.
AUUCGACCAUAUGGCAACCUGAAAUGUCGAGACAAGAGUAAAGCCAGAUUACCCAUCCCACCCCUCUAUUCCCAUCCUUUUGUCCCUGCGAAUACGCAGAAAUGAUUCGUCAGCGUCGCCCAGCCGGGGAAGAACCAGACCCCUGUUCUGGCACCGGCAGCCCAAGUCAUGCGGCCACAUCCGGACCUGGCGUCAUUGAACCGUCGCGAGAGCCGGGACAUCGACCGGGCCGACAGCGUCCUUUGCUCAAGACGAAGACGGCACAUGUCGCAGAAGUCGCAGAAGUCGACGCGAUGACCUGGGCCCAAAGAAACCACUGGAUCGUGCUGGCGGUUGCCAGCGGCGCCUGCGCCGCGUUCAACGGCGUCUUCGCGAAGCUUACAACGGGAGACGCGACCGUAAGCUUGACGCAGCGCGUUUCUGUAUUCUUCCACCUCGAUUCUAUGGAGGGCUUUGUUGAGUACAUUGUCCGCGCCGUCUUCUUCGGCCUGAAUUUAGUCUUCAACGGAGUAAUGUGGGCACUCUUCACACAGGCGCUGUCCCGUGGCAACUCGACGACGCAGGUGUCCAUCAUGAACACCUCGUCCAACUUCUUUAUCACGGCCCUCCUCGGCCUUGUGAUCUUCUCAGAAUCCUUGCCCCCUCUUUGGUGGAUCGGAGCAGCCUUCCUGGUUGCGGGCAACGUCAUCAUUGGGAGCAAGGACGAGGGCGGGAAGGCGGCAGGAGCGGGAGGGGGCGAGGACAUGGCCUCCUCUGUUCAGGAUAGCUCUCUCGGGUACGAAGUGGUGCCAGACGCAGAUGGGGGCGUGGGCCAUUGCUUCAAAGACGAGGACGUCAUUCAGCUAGGGGACCUGGAUGACUGAAUAUGACUUUCCCCAAGUUGUAGGCUCGGGGGAUGUGGAUGAGAUGCCCCGCCACUCUGUGACCCUGGCUGUACCUACCUCCCUCCUCAAUAGGGCACAAUUCAAACCGCUGCGUAGGGUUCGGCCAGUUCUACUUAAUUAUCCAGCAAAGUUUGAAUAAGCCGCAGUAUCCGAC